Molecule: messenger RNA, 1371 nt
Organism: Rhinolophus ferrumequinum (greater horseshoe bat)
Lineage: Eukaryota; Metazoa; Chordata; Mammalia; Chiroptera; Rhinolophidae
Product: 5-hydroxytryptamine receptor 3C-like
Exons: 9
Coding region: 1-1371 (456 amino acids)
Biological process (GO): chemical synaptic transmission; regulation of membrane potential; monoatomic ion transmembrane transport
Cellular component (GO): membrane; neuron projection; synapse
Molecular function (GO): neurotransmitter receptor activity; extracellular ligand-gated monoatomic ion channel activity; transmembrane signaling receptor activity
Source: RefSeq, a predicted model, not a curated record
AUGGAAGGGGGGUGGCUUGCUGGGGGAAGACUCCUCCUCUGCCUCACUGUCCACCUUCUGCUUCAAGGAAGAGGCGACACUUUCACCAUCAAUUGCUCAGGCUUUGACCAGCAUGGGGUGGACCCCGCUGCCUUCCAAGCAGUGUUUGACAGAAAGGCCUUCCGUCCAGUGAUCAACUACAGCCUCCCCACUCAGGUCAACAUCUCCUUCACCCUGUCUGCCAUCCUGGAAGUGGAUGCACAGCUCCAGCUUCUGACAUCAUUCCUGUGGAUUAACAUGAUGUGGGACAAUCCUUUCAUCAGUUGGAACCCAGAAGAGUGUGUCAACAUCAAUAAACUGACUAUAGCAGCUGAAAACCUGUGGAUCCCAGACAUCAUCAUCUCUGAAUCCAUGACUGUGGAUAAGACACCUCCAGGUCUCACUGCAUACGUCAGCAGUGAAGGUCGAAUACAGUACAAUAAGCCAGGGCGGGUGACCAGCAUCUGUAACCUGGACAUCUUCUACUUCCCUUUUGAUCAACAGAAUUGCACCGUCACCUUCAGUUCCUUCCUCCACACAGUGGACAGCCUGGUCCUCGGCAUGGACAAGGAAGUGUGGGAGAUAACAGACACGUCUCGUGACGUCAUUCAGACUCAGGGAGAAUGGGAACUGCAGGGCAUCAACAUGGCCACCCCAACGAUGUCAGUGGGCAGCCAUACGUAUGACCAGAUCAUAUUCUAUGUGGCCAUCAGACGCAGGCCCAGACUCUACGUCAUAAACCUUCUGGUGCCCAGUAGCUUUCUGGUUGCCAUUGACGCCCUCAGCUUCUAUUUGCCUGCAGAAAAUGAGAAUCGUGCUCCAUUCAAGAUAACACUUCUGCUGGGCUACAACGUCUUCCUGCUCAUGAUGAAUGACUUACUCCCUGCCAGCGGCACCCCCCUCAUCAGUGUCUACUUUGCCCUGUGCCUGUCGAUGAUGGUGCUCAGCCUGCUGGAAACCAUCUUCAUCACGUACUUGCUGCACCUGGCCACCACCCAGCCCCCACCCAUGCCCCGAUGGCUCCAUUCCCUGCUUCUACAUGGCACCAGAGCAACGAGAUGCUGCCCCACUGUGCCCCAGAAGGGAACUAAGGGCCUGGACCUCACCCCUGCCCACCUGCCUGGUCUGAAGGAGCCCGUGGAGCUGGUAGGGACGGUGCCAGAUCCCCGAGAGGCAGAGUUACGUGGGUGCUCUGGGUCAACAGUGGCCCGGCAGGAAGACGAGGCCCAGAAGCUGCAGUUGGUGGGCCUGUGGGUGCAGUUCAGCCACAUGAUGGACACCCUGCUCUUCCGUCUCUACCUGCUGUUCAUGGCCGCGUUCGUCAUCACGGUCAUCGUCCUCUGGAACACAUAG